ACAAUACACAAUGACGACACAUAAUGCCGUUCUGCUAAUAACAUAACAAUAGCGCUAUACCGAAUAACGCGCAGGUUUGCCAAUGUUGUAAUAGUGUUGUGUGUGAACCAUGUAACCAGCAUCAUAUCUGUCCAAAAACAUUGUAGGAAUCGUCAUGUAAUUUGAAAUUGACCCGGUAACCAAGAGCAAAGUCUGCGGAGGAUUUCAGAGUGCAUUCUAAAGCAGCUAUGCAAAAUAAUGGAUUUGUUUAUCAGUGGACAGCAGACACCGUACGGAGUGUAGUGGAAUUAUUUGCAAAUUUCAUACCAAUUGAAGCAAUGCCACGAGAGGAGCUGGUGGGAGCAGAAGGAGUGCGGCCAGAUCCAGGACCAGCUCCAGAUGCGAAUAUAAAUCCUGAAAAUGGGAACAACAACAACAGAGCUCGAAACAACAACAAUCAGAAUCCCUUAAUCAAUGUGAGAGACAGACUGUUCCAUGCACUUUUCUUUAAAGCUGCUUUGGCAUAUGCACGGACAUUUCCAAGACCUGUUAGGAGGGUGUUGGAAUUUGUUGUACUACUCAAGGCCAUUACAGCAUUUUUUGUUUUGGCGUACAUCCAUGUUGUUUUUUCUCGGACACCAACAAACUGUUUAGAAAAAAUAAAAGAUGACUGGCCUCGAGAAGGAAUCUUAAGAGUAGAAAUAUUAAGAAAUGGAGGAGAGGAUUAUAACAUAGAAAAAUCUUAUGCUAAAGAAGAAAAACUCAGGCAGGAAAACUCAGCAGCUGAUCUGAGCACCGUAAUAGGAAUGCUUACAAGAGAUGGCUUUGUUAAUAUUGAACCAUCAUCAGUUGAGGAAGUGACCCAAGAUCCAAGUGGCCUUUCUGAAACUGAUGUGGAGAACAAGACUUUAGAUGGAAAAAUUGUGAGCACUGAAAUUGAGAAUGUCAUAAACACGUUUGGCAAUACAGCAAGCAAGACAGAAACCACAAAUGAUACAGGCGAGAAAGGGAGUGACGUAGCUAUUUCAGCUACAGCUUGGGAUGGCAACCUUUCUGACACUAAUAAGUAUAUUCCAAGUGCUAAUGAAACCAUAAAGGAAGAUGCCGACAGUCCAUUGGCGAGUGAUAAAAUUAUUGCGCCAUUGAAAGAAUCUGUGUCAGAGGUUGAGAAGCUUGUGCGAGCAGUGUUCCCUGAGGAUGAAUACAUAGUGGAAUAUUCUCUAGAGUAUGGUUUUCUGCGACUUUCUCCUGGAACAAGGCAAAGACUAAAUAUACCAGUCAAAAUUGUGACACUAGAUCCAAACAAAGAUUCCUGUUUUGGAGAUGCAUUCAGCCGUUUCAUCUUAGAUGAAUUUUUGGGUUAUGAUGAUUUGCUAAUGGCAAGCAUCAAGACACUGGCUGAGCAGGAAGACAAUAAAGGGUAUCUCAGAUAUUUUAGUAGCAAGAUUGGGUCCAGUCACAACAGUGAAUUACAGAAUGUCAUCACUGGUGAACAUUAUCGAUUUGUUAGCAUGUGGAUGGCUAGGACAUCGUAUCUUGCAGCCUUCUUCAUCAUGUUAGUUUUUACUGUGUCCAUUUCCAUGCUGCUGCGGUACUCCCACCACCAGAUAUUUGUUUUCAUAGUGGACGUGCUGCAGAUGCUGGAGUUCAACGUGACCAUCACGUUCCCCGCCGCGCCGCUCCUCACCGUUAUUCUCGCUCUCGUCGGUAUGGAGGCAAUCAUGUCGGAGUUCUUCAACGACACUACUACAGCCUUCUACAUUAUACUAAUUGUGUGGAUUGCGGACCAGUAUGAUGCCAUCUGCUGUCACACGUCCAUCACUAAGAGACACUGGCUGAGGUUCUUUUAUCUUUACCACUUCUCGUUCUACGCAUACCACUACCGAUUCAACGGGCAAUACAGCAGGUUGGCUCUCGUCACGUCGUGGCUAUUCAUACAGCAUUCGAUGCUGUACUUCUUCCACCAUUACGAGCUGCCAGUGAUCCUCCAGCAGGCUCAUAUCCAACACCUGCUGUUGCGGACUCAGCAGCAACAGCAACAACAGCAGCAGCAACAGCAGCCGCCGCCUACGCCACCACCUUCACCGCAGCAAGAGGCCCCUCCCUCACUGCAGCAGGGUUCUCAGGCGUCGCUCCCGCCACCGUCGUCUGCUGCUCCGGAGGCGGAAUCGUCGACAGCUGCCGAAGGUGAGCUGACAGGCGCCGCAGGAGGGAGCGCGUCUCCGGCAUCACAGCAGCGAGAGCAGUCCGCGGGCUCCGAACAGCGCGGGCCGGCAGCUGACAGUCAAGAAGUUUUCCCGCCUCGCGUGCAGACAGUCUCACAGAGUCUACAAGAGGUUGAGGAGGAUCUUACGCAGUCUUUACAGGCGAGUACGUCUUCAUCUGACGCAACCGGAUAUCAAACCACCAUCUCAGCCAGUGAACGUGAAGAAUCCACACAGUCGCCGCUUAAUUCCUCAAAGUCAUUGCACCGAGAUGUAGGGGUGGAACAGCAGUCGAGUCAGUCGGGUCAAGGAGAUACGGGGCAGCCGGAUGCUCAUGUCUCGUCAACAUCUCCUACCGGAGACGGAUCAGAAAAUGACCAACGGCAAGUAGCGACCGGGCAGGAGCAGGAUCAGUGACGACAGAUUCCCAUUGUACCUCUAACAUAGUUCCUGUGCUGAAUACAAGCAGGUGCUCGUCGUGCUGAAUCACUUCUCCAGAAGACGGAACUUUCGGCUAUGGGCAACACGGGAACUGCGACACUCUUCUCACAACUGAGUUGCUGUAAAUACUCUGAUGCUAUUUGCUACAGUGACUUACCACGUGAUACGUGGGAGCGUUAAAAGCAGGAUAUUUUGAUAAAAUCUGUGUGUGCGUAAAAUUGUGACGUGACGUGAUGUGAUGCCCAUGUGUGUUAUUAUCUGUGAAGACCACAUUGUUAUAUGUACAGGUCUGAUGUGAUUUUUUUUUUUUGUAUUGUACAUAUUUGAGGACUAUAUUCUCUGGAGACCUGUCUUGUUCGUAUGUAUUGCCCACGAUGAAAUUUUGGAUCCUCAAUGCCUGAAGACUGGCCAUGUGAUGGCUAACUGUUGACAUAUGUAAAAUCAUUUUAUGGUUUUACAUAUGCCUACCCUUUAUUAAUCGCAGCAGACAGUGCAGUUUAGAUGGUCAUAAAUGUUAGCACAUCCUAUCGCGUUUUUGUUAACAUUUGCUCUGUACUUUCUGAAGUAUUUUAACACUGAAAGCUGUGCUUCGUUGAAGGCAAGAUUAUGACGGGUACUUCAGUCACAGAUGUCGGUGAGAUCGAGACCUCUUAGCACCUAUUCUACCACUCUGCACUGCGACAGCUGCUUUGUGUUUCUUUUAAAUUGAAAAUGCUCUAUCACUUUUGCUGAUCAAAAUGGCACUUCAGUUAAUGGGUCACGUACUUCGAAAAAAUUAUUGUGUUUACAUAUUUUGUGGUUCUUUUCGUAGGAAAUAAGUGACUGAUUCAUGAUAUUUUAGAUCUCCAUUAAUAUGUACGAAUAUCUGUAUUGAUCAGUCUACCUUUGGCAGUUGAUUUACAAAUACUGUACAUUAAAGAGAAAUUCGUUUCUGCCAUCAGAUGUGCAUGAAACAUUUCGUUUAAGUAUGUUUCUAAAGUAAGGCGCAUGUUGUGAAGUCUUCUUGUUACAAAGUGUUAAUAUGUUAAACGAGAAGAAUAAAUUAAAGCUUUAAUAAUUCCUA
This is a messenger RNA of Schistocerca americana (American grasshopper), 3687 nucleotides long. Its product is annotated as membralin. The coding region runs from base 228 to 2600 and encodes 790 amino acids. Gene Ontology annotation, cellular component: endoplasmic reticulum. NCBI's taxonomy places the organism in Eukaryota, Metazoa, Arthropoda, Insecta, Orthoptera, Acrididae. The transcript is spliced from 14 exons. The record is from RefSeq and is a predicted model, not a curated record. Gene Ontology annotation, biological process: positive regulation of ERAD pathway; response to endoplasmic reticulum stress.